AUGCCAAGUGCUUCAUCGCAAUCUUCCAUGCAGAUCUCAGCGCAGAUGGAGAACAACGACGCUACCAAAGCUGUCCUGAAUGUCUUGGAAAAGAAAGUCCGUAAUCUUGAAAAACGGAAGGUGAGUUAACUUACAUUUGAGGCGAGCGAUCGAACACGAUCCACCGACGGCUCGACCACGCCAUGAUGGUUGAGUUUUUGACAUGUGUUUCUCGCCGCUGAGACAUUGUUUCUGUUCGCAGGGAAAGCUUGAUUCGUACAAGAAGCUGGUGGACGAGGGGCAAACACUAAAUGACGAUCAGAAGGUGCGUUUUGAAAUGGCCAAUUUUUUGCGCAACUUUUCAAACGUGGCGGAAAAUGAGUAGGUUUAGUAAAAGCGAAGAGUUUCUUCUUUCAAACGCAUUUGUCCGGUUCUUUAACAGACGUAUCACCCUACCUGUUUUUCUUAGUGUUAUUUAUACAGUUAAACUUAAUCUGUUUCAUAGAAGUGCUAUUUAAUAUUAGAUACCGUUUGUUGAAGACUAGAUUCGUUCUUGAAUAUGAUGUAUCGUUUGACGUGAAGUCACCCUCUCUUUACGCAAUCUCGUGAUCGUUUAAAUUCACUAUUUAACUUAAAUGUUCUUCUUGGUUAGGAAAAUUUCUUAUAUUUAGCAGACAGCUGUCAGGGUUGUCAUGCUUCAUUGAAAUUAAUAGAUAAUUGUGCAGUACAAAUGUAGUGUACGAACGUUUAUUUUUCGAUUGGGGCCCAGGCCUUUAAAUAAUUUCCUGGAAACCGGUUAUUCUGUCAACAAAACAAAACAAUACAAAGUACUACAAAAUUCAGAAAAACAUAGAAUUUAAAGUGUUAUGAGAAUAUUGAAUUUUUAUUGUGAAAAAUAUGAACCGAAACAAGUACAAAGUUAACUGUGCCAUAGCAGUGAUCUUUCGGAAAUUACAUCACCUGCUUGGUCUCUUACCAUAGCAUAGUAAGUUAAAAAUAGCUGAGCUUAGCAUUGCAAAUAUUGAUUGGUUCCAUUUCAACUUCAAAUUACGAUCCUUAAUUCAACUGAUUAUGUCAGGAUGGUAAGUAACAAAAACUGUUACAAUGAAAGAUAUGUAUUUACAUUCGGCCGAGCUGAAAAAUGCAGUGACAGUGACACAGAAUGGAAGUACUUUCCUACUGGUAUGAACGCACGUGAGCCGUUAUGGUGUUAAUUGACUCUAUUGUUGUUAUGUGUGUAAGGUUUUGACAGUUGUAAUGCAGUCAUCUCAGUUCUCAAACUUUCAACUUUUUACUUUAUUUUACUUUAUCUUACUUUAUUUAUUUACUGAUUGUUUUUUACCUUUAACUCCCAGUGGUUGUGCAACUGCAUCGGUUGGGGGAUACGUUCCCGUUUUUUUUUUUCCCAUUGGGUUUUUGGGUUUUCGUAUCAGGCAGCGCACAUGACCAGUUAAGCCUGAGUGAUUUUAUUUUGGAUUAUUUGUAUAUUUUUCUCUUAAAUUUGACAUUAAACUUUCUAUGGUAUUUGAACAGCAGUAAGCACUUAGGCUCACGGUUUGAGCUACACACCCAUUCCCAUCUCUUGGUCAUGAAUAUAAAUAGGAACACUUGAAAUUUCCAGUUUCCCUUACUGGAAUGCCAUGUACCCCUUGUUUGUUUCAAUGCAUCUAUCAUAGGGGCACUUUUUUUCACCGGGGUUGGGGCGGGGGGGAAAUUGGGUUGUGGAGGACGUGCAUCCCCUAAUUCAAAUUUCAAAGCCUGCCAUUUUAUGCGUUAAGGAGGAAGCCAUUUCCCAGUCAGUAUUCUAUUAUUGUAUUUGAAUAUGUCAACGUGGCAAUUUCAAUCCAUCUUUGUGUCAUUUGUCACCGUAUAUCUCUAUUAUACUGCUUUUUCAAGGCUAUGUCACCUGUUAGAAUUUUACCCGGUGAACAGGGACUCAUCAUAGUCUUCCACCUUUGAUUAUUUUUGUGUGAAAGUUAACAGUUAGUGUGUGAGUCACUCAUAUAGAAGUGAUAAAAAAUUGACACUCCAGACAGAGAUGGAUUUUCAGUAAACAGCUGUUGGAAGGCUUAAGUUAAGGAAAGAAGAAUAUUGCCUUGAAUAUAAGCCUACUUCCCGGCAUCAGUGGAUUCUUAAACAAAGUAAACCUCACUAUUACAGGCACUUCACACUUCAUUUUGAACUGUGUGCUGGCUUUUAUUACCACAAUUGAGUCUGUGCAGACUUUGAGUCAGUUAUUUAUAAAUGAGUGACUUUUUAGUUUUUCCAUGGAUACAAUUCACAGAGUAAUGGCUUUGUGGAAGUUAGAGGUGUUAAGUUGGACAAUGAGAAUGUCCUUUUUUUAGCAUUAUUCUUACAACAUGACCUACUUGCCUAAUGCUGUUCCCCCAUUAAUACUGACAUGUUCUAUGAGUCCCUUACAUACUAUGGGUUUGACUGUACAAAAAUCUUGCAUGGAGAACUAAAUUUUCCCUUGCCUUUGUUUGUUGUAGCUUGCAGUUGGUCAACUGACGCAAGUAGAACAGAACCUUGAGUUUGCUAGAGAUCUACAAAAGAACAUUACUCAGAUCUACACUGAAGUAAGUGAUAGCAGGGUUCUUAAUUUAAUAAGUUGUUAUAAAUCAAUCAGUGUUUCCAAGAUACAUCACUUAAUUAUCAGGACAGUAGUUGAGUUCCCUUUGUUGAUUUUCCUGAUUUGUCCCCAGUCAUCUUGCAGGAUUUGGGAUGUCUAUGAUUUCCAGUUUUUUAAUAGUCAGCAAAAUCUGGGACUGUCAGGAAACAGUAAAAUCCCAUCUGGGAUUUCUCCGACAUAUGACUACCAGGCUUAAAGAGAAAAUCCUUGUUUCAAAAUGAAACCAACUGCAAAAUACUUCAUAUGAAAAUAAGUGUCAUCUGUACACCAAAAUGACUUCACACUUGAGGCUCAGGACGAGAUGUAAAAUAAUGGCUUAUUAUGCUUCCUUGUCGAAGACUGAUGCAGUGCUGAAAACAAGAUAAGGAAGUGCAAAGAUUAACAUAAUCUUAUUUAUUGCCUUCUUCAUCUGCAGCAUCAAAAGCUUCAAAAGAAAAAUGCUAAGCGAGAUCAGGCUGCACAGCUCGCAGCACAGCGUGAAGGAGAUAUCUCUAAGGUGUGUCAGGUACUGGAACUGCAGGCAUUGAUGGACAACUUGUCAGAGGAUGUGCGGGCAGACUUUUUGAAUGGUAGCAAUGGUGCUGUGGUAAGUUUUUUUAAAAAAAACUGUCCGCUUAUCUUGCUGUGCAUACAUGUAACUUACAGUAACUUUGUUAAAACAGUACCUCUCAAAAAUAAGUUGACAAUCUUGACUCAAGACUUGAAACUCAAUCCUUGCAUCUCAAAAGUGGAACAAAUUGUUCAUGUUUCAAGACUUGAGAAUCGAGUUUCGACAAACUUCCAUUCUGAAUAUUCAUCACUUGAAAGGGUUUAGAGAAAAUGAUUUAUUCCUUGAGAAACAUAGAGCAACAAGUCGCAUCUACCGUCAGCCCUUUGACAUGUACAUGUCAUGCAUAAGGAUUUUAGGUGACAAAAAAAGGACCAAUGGCAGGUUUUUUGAACUUGAAUUUCGGAUAACCGAGUCGCUGUAUUUUUAUAUGAAUUCUAUCUUAAGAAUUAUGAGAGCGGUUUGAUUGUUAACGCAUAUUUUGUAACGGUAUGUAAGCUCAAUUGUGUUAGUCGCGACAGCUUAGAAAAAAAGGCCUUUUGCAGCUAGCCUUUCAGGUGGCACAAAACCGCCAUGCUGAAAAGGCAUACAUAAUUUUACAUGGUAAUUUCCAUUGUUUAUCUUGCCCUAGUGCGACUUUUGCUCUCCAGCAACAUGAAUGGCUAGCUGCAAAGGGCCCAUUAAACCUACUGAGAAAUAUGAUCUUGAAGUUUAUGAUAGCAGCUGUGAAUCUUUUUAGAAAACUCUCAUUUGUUUUUGUAAGCUGUUCAAAAAAAACUACAAGAAGUGUAGCAAAAUUAGAAAGGUAAAGUUAAAGCUGUAAAAAGGAUAUGAGAAAUCUCCGAGCGUACCUAUUUGCAGUGAGAUAGAAAGUGCUAACAUGUAAGGACAAUUUGCAUAUGUCACUUGUAAUUUGAAACCUCUUACUUGAGCGUGCAAUUUGCAACUUUUAAAUUCAUACAACAGCGAUGAAAUAUUUCAAAAAACAAAAGUCACAAUUACGGGAGGCUUCCUAAGCCCUAGGAUUUCACGGUAACAAUCCUGUCUGGCACUGUGUUGUUACCGUGAUCUUUAAAUAAAGGAACCAAAAAACAUUUUCACAGUGACAUAUGCUGACAUAUUAUAGUAUUUUUCCACUCAGAUUCUUAACUAGUAGAGCAAUUCUUGAUGACUCAGCUUGUGUAUCAUUUUUCUUCCCUCCACCAUUUUGAUUUGUUCCCAAAAGGUAUUGCAUGUUACUGAUGACUCGUGCAUGAAAGAUGUUUUGCAGUUAAAAACAAGAAAAAAAAUAUGACUCCAAAAGUUUAAAAAAAAUAUAGAAUCUAAGGUGGUCUUCUAGUGACAAUAUUUCACUGUUGAAACUGAUGAUGAGGCCCGGAACUCUCUAUAUAAAAAGACAAUACAGUGCUCCAAGUUCAACUUUUUCCAAAGUGGCCUUUUGGCAACCUAAAAUUAAAAGGUGGUCGCCAGACAUAAAAUACUGUUCACCAGAAAAAAGGAACACUUUGUGUAACACUACAUGAAUAUUUGAAAGAAUCAAAAUGGCUGCCCAACCAUCGCAAUCGAAUUUCAGGUGCACGCAACAUCUCAAGGCUUAAUACCCAGAGAACCAGCCUGAGUGAAAUCUAGGCAAAUUAUAAAGAGAACAGAGCAUUAAUGAUAUUUAAUACAAAUGUCUAUCUCACUUUAUCUUUAAAACAAUAACUACUAGAAAAACUAGAAUGGCUUGCCACAUGAUAACUGAACUCAGGUUGCCAAAUUGGCGACUUUCACUGCAAUUUUUAGUUGCCAAAAUUUUUUUCUACUCGCCAUGGAGACCAAAAUGGUCGCAGCUUGGAGCACUGCAAUAGAUCUGUAACAAACAUUUGGGUAUACUUCUUUAGUUGGAUGGAAGAGGAGUCUGGAGUUUUUGACACUUUAAUGCUCACACAUUUAACACUUACCUUGACCUUCUUCUGACAUUUUAAUAGACAUUGAAGAAUUGUAAAUAAUAGUACACACUGAUGUUCUUUAAUUUAAAAGUAUGUUUAACAACAUGUUUUUGUACAUUAUAAGAAAUAAAAGUGGGUAGCCUUGAAUUUUAACGGAACCAAAAAAAUUAUUGUUAAUGACAGUUUCCCAUGAUCUCUGGGCACGGAACCAAAAAAUUGUUAUCCAUAGGAUUUGAAAUCCUAGGGCUUGUUCCUCCAAGGCUAUUUCAUUUGUUAUCAUUUGCAGACAAGAAACUUGGAACUGCUCUGCAGCGGAAUUUACAAUUAUAAGACAUUCGUGCUUGUUUGUUUACUUUUUGUUGAUUGGCGGUAAUUUUAAGCUAGGUGCUGACAGCAAAAAGUUUACGUUUUCGUUUUAAAAGUUCAGAACAAGCAGGGAAUUUUGUCAGCCGUUCAACCAGCCCUUUGUGCGUGGAUACUUUUUGAAAGCACAAACUUUGUUUUACGGAAAUAGCAAGGAUGCAAAAACCGUUUGUCGCAAUCCACAGUAACAGAUGUGGUCUGUUUGAUGAAUUUGUUGUUUGAAAGAUCAGUCAAGUGACAAGCCCAUUAUACAGUACUGCUCGAGUGUCGGGAUCGAGACGCGAGUUCAGGUGUACUUACAUUUUCCUCGGCAAUUUCCCCCGAUUUUCAGUACAUAAAUCUUUAAAAACAAAAGCAAACAGCCAACGAGCAAGGACACCAGUUUUCCUGGUUUAUUUUUUACAAAAAGCGAAGACAAACAACCAGUCUGUUGACACUGAAAAUUCCUUGAACAGCGAUGCGAUAUUUUUCGUCUAAUACUUCACAGUUGGCGAUUGAGGUUUCUUUCGCAGUGAGCCUCCACUUGUGUACCCCGUUCAGAGAAGUCAUUUCCUGCUAAACUUUCAAAUGAAACCAGUUUUAAGAUGGACAGUAUUUUGAUUGCACCCGUUUGUUGGUAAAUCAAAAGGCACCUUGUUAGCAAUCAACAACUUGCAGAGGGAUUCAACUCCGCGAUACACUCACUCUCCGUAAAUAACGCAAAUCCUGACAAGAUAUGAACAACCAUAUGAAUUUUCUGAAUUUCCAUGGCACAUAUUUAGCCAUAUUUUCCUACCGUAAGACCAUAAAACAAUAAAAAAGACAGCAAAAUCGAUCCUUCUCUCCGCAGACAAUGGAUCAUUCACGAAAACAACCAUGCAAGGAAUAAGCACUUUGAACUUCUGGCGUUUCCGACAGCCAAUCAGAUCAGCGAGCACAAACAUGAAUGAGUUUGGAUCAGGCCCAAUUUUAGUGGUAGCGGUUAGAGAGAAUGUGUGAGAACCACUCAAAUUGGGCCUGAUCUCAGGUUACUGUUAAUAGUAUAAUAUUUGCAAGCACAAAAAUGUUGAUUAUUCGUUGCAUGUAUCACAGUAAACUGUUAAUUCAUUGUAAGUUUCUUUUUUACCCUGGCAGUCUUUUUUUACUUAGACAUCGCAAACAAAAACAUGGAUUAGUUUUAUCAGAUGUUAUUAUUAGUGAUCCUUCAGUGCGAACAGCUGAUUUUAUCCUGUUAACUUAUUUAGAAAUCUUGACUGAUUACUGACACUCUUUAUAUUUUUGUCUCUUCAUUUGAGACUUUUGAUUAAGAGGUUUGCUAUCUCCAUGCAAUAAAAAAAUAUCGGUGCAUUUCUUUUUUAUAGGUUGUGUCAGAGGAAAGUUUUGUCCGGAUUGAUGCGUUUUACAAACUAAUCACCCCAAAUGCAGAGGAAGAGAAGCCAAUUAAGGAACAGCAGUUAUUAGCCAGCCAACAUAUUGUAAAGUUUUUGGAGGCCAGCCCUGAACCUGUUGUAGAAACAACCUGUAUCUUUUUGUAUGUUGAGUAAGGUUCAAAAUUAGUUGAGAUCUGUAAAGGGUGCAGGUAAAGCAGGUGUCCUUCAAAUUUUUCAUGAUGAUCUCAUUUGAGGGAUGGUCUUUGCCAGGAUUUAUUUGACAAGAACGCUCUUACAGCAGCAUUCAGUCUCCCUUGCUUUGAGAUUAGAGUGAAAAACGAGGAGGCGGUUAAUUCUACGCCAAACAGGAUGUACUCACUAAAAGUUUUUUACUUCCUACUUUAUCGAUGUUGAUACUUUUUAUUUGUUUAUGAAUUGAUCUAGUACGCAUGUUAGCGAGGAACAGAAAUACGUCUGUGGUCGCAGGCUAUACUUGUGUAUAAAUACAUGAAAAUUCAAGGGCCUCGAUUCCAGAGAAAUUAGAUCAUUGCCAGAGUUCAAAAAGUGAUUUACGUGGCACGUCAUUUCAGUCAUCACCAAAAAUAAACCACGUGCUCAUCACAAGAGCCGUUUACAUAGAAUGAAAGUUUACAACACUCAACCAUUGCAGUUUAGCUAGUUAAGAUUCUUAUUUUUUUCAACCACUCGGUAGUGUUCACUUGUUCCAAAGCAAUCAAUGCUUUGAAGCAAUAGAAUUCACGGACCGACAUGUUUUGGAAAAGCUCUAAAUUUAAUCUUUUCUAAGCUUUCUUCGCAAAACAUGCGUGGCUUCAAUCAGGCAGCGAUUCUUAGUCCUAGUUUCCACGGUCUCGGCAAGGAACGCCUGGCACAAUGAUCCCCCUUUUGUGUCUUAAAUACGACAAAAAUACGCGUUGCAGAUUACGAGUCUCGCUGCUUACUCAAGCGAGACUAAUAAUGGGCGUUGCCAUCUUUUCCCUUGGGUCAUAGAAUUAAGACCGAUAAUGGCAAUCCUACUGUGUUAUCUGAUGUGGAAGCUUUUGGACUCUGGUUAAAACCUCUUGCAGUGAGGAAUUAGAUUGUGACAUUUUAGGUGGUCAUUUUUUAGCAGGGUUCAUACAGGUCAUGGAAAACCUGGAAACUCAUGGAAUUUAAGAACUUCAUUUUCCAGGCCUGGAAAAUCAUGGAAUUUAAUUGUUGGUCCGGGAAAGUCAUAAAAAUUUAGGUUAUGUUUGAUAAAUUAGAUACUGCAGAUGUCAAAACAAGGAUAGUAUAACAUAAAGAUAGUAAUUAGACAGCCUGAACAGCACCCAUUUUGGUGGACAUGAGAGUUUGUGUCUGUUGAACUGUUUAAGGUCAAAAACUAUGCUAAAACAAGGAAAGUUGUCAAAAGUGACAGCUUAACAUUAGGUCAUGGAAAACUUGAAAAAGUCAUGGAAAUAGUCAUGGAAAGUCAUGGAAUUUGAAGAGGUCGAAGGAGUACAAACCCUGUUUAGGCCGCAUUACUGUACCUGUUUUUCCUUUACUCUGUGAAGAUAAGGCACUUAAUGAACUUGUUUCAUCAAUCAACAAGUGUGGAUAUUUUGAACAAUCUCAAGGUGAUGAAGAGGAGGAGGAGGAAGAGGAGGAAGAAGCUGCUGAAAAUGAGAACACUGAAGCUGAUCAAGAAGGAACUGGAGAUAAUGCCCAACAAACAGAAGUGAGUACUAACCAACAAUAAAUUUGUCUAUAGAAAACAACACUUAUAACAGUGUGGAGUAAAAAUAUUGUCAAAAAUUAUUUGACAAUAAGUUGGGGAAUAGUCUGAGCAUUAUGUGAAUAACAUUUUAAAAUCCCUUCAUGUUUGGCUGAAUGUAUAAUUAUUUUUUAGGCAAAGUUAAACUCCUCAGCUAUAGAUAGGGUUAGGUCUUAGUAUCAUUUGUGUGAUUGAUUGACUGUAGUCUGGAACUCUUGAAAUCACUCAUUUUGGCAUUCACUACUUGCAAUAAGCUUCCGCUUGAAAUAAGAUAUCUCAGUGAUUAUAGUGUUUGAGAGGACCAAAAAGCACAAUACAAGAGAUUGGCACCAAAACUUUUGCAUAUUCUUAUUCCAGAAUACAACCCUGUAUGUUUAUUGUUAGGAUUUUUGACCUACCAACAGAACGAAUGCCUUUUUAAAAAUAUGCUAUUACUUAUCUAGGUGGCAGAGGCAAAUAAUGGACCAACCGAGACUCACUUUAAUGGAGAAAACACUGCAGCCCCUGGUGAAAAAGAAGGAGGUAAUGUUGCAACCGUUGCUUCCAAUGAACAUGGCCUGAAUUUCUUGAGUGAAUCGGAAGUGGAAUCUAAACCAAAGGCUGUAGCAGAACCAUCAGCUCCCGCUGCAAAUCUGAGUGAAGGAGCCCCCCCUGAAAGUAGCGGAUUUGCUGCUCAGGGUGGAGAUGAAGGGUGGAUUGAACAGGGGGGUGAAGGAAAUGCUGGUGAACAAGGAGAUGACACAAGUAAGUGAACUGAUCUGUUUUAAAAUUUCCUUUUAGCCUGCCCUACUAUAGUAAUAAUUUUCCUUUAUUACGAGUCUUUAUGGUGUAAUCUAUCAAUGAAUAAAAUAAUUGUAUGGUGCCUAAAUGGAUAGGUUGUGGUUCAAUUUUAUUCUUGGCUUAAAUUUUGUUUCCCUUUGUUUUAAACUCAUUAUCAUAUGCUACCAUACCUCAAAACAAAAUUUUACCAAGGUUAAAAUUGAACUGCAGCAGAUUAUAUGAAAUCCAGGAUGUCCAGUAUUAAAGUUUUUUUCAAAAUUAAUACUUCAUCAUGGCCUUGUCCCUGGUUACUAAGUGUUCUUCAACAGAGAUGACUGUAUUAUAAGGGUUGAUCCAUUUAGUGUUGUAGCUGUUCCAGCUACAACACUAAAAUAGUCAUCAAAUAAUUUAAGAUAACUGAAAGUCUCUACCAGCAGGAAAUAAACCAGUUGGUUGCUGUAAUCAUGGCCACAGAUAGUUUGUGACCAGAGCAGAACUUGAACUGUAGCAAGUCCAGCUCACUGACUAUUGCGGUAGCCUCAGGAAACAGUGGACAUUGGUUUCCUCACAAAAUGAAUUUAUCUGAAGAACGAGUGCAGAAAUUCCAUACUAAUGAUGUAUCACUACUCAGAUUUGGGUAGUGUUUCUGAUUGGUUUUGCUGCAGGGGAAUUUCACUUCAUCGAAUCCGAAGCACUACUAAUAUCCGGGUGGUAAUAAUAAAAUCAUAUGUUGUCAGUAUGGAAUUUCUGCACUUAUCAUUUAAUGGGGAAACCCGUGGAAAGAUCAUAAAAUAUCAGCUGCUUUCUCAAGCUAACUAUGCAGCCACAAUGACCUCCUUUGAUGAACAGUGGUUUGCAUAUUUCUUAACACAAAGACUUUCCAUUCUUUUUUUUGAGGAAGCCAUAGGAGCUAGCUGAAGUAGGCAGUAGUUUAAUACAGUUGUAGUAUGUUGGUCAGUUUAAGUCUGAGUUCAGUUAGGUCUCUCUACUCUGCUAAACCUCUACAAAUGGUACCUUUUUUAAUCCUACAGGUGGCUUUGAUGCUGUAAAUCAUUCUAAUGGCUUUGGCUUCUCCCGCGGUGGACGCGGAGGCCGGGGUGGCUUCCGUAGAGGAGAUGGUUACAAUCGCCGUGGUGGCCCACCUGGAGAUAGAGGAAAUAGGCGCGGAGGCAGAGGGGGCUUUGGUGGACAAAGAGGAGGAAGAGAGGGGGGAUUUAAACAGCAACAGGUAAAAUUAGUAUAGGUAAUAGCAUGAUUUGUAGUUAUAUUUGGCAUAAAUACCACGAGUGAUGUUUCAAAAUUGUUACACGUAAUUUCACGAGCCGUUAGAUGAGUGAAAUUUGAAACAAUUUUGAAAUAUCAUGAGUGGUAUUUAUGCCAAAUAUCACGUACAAAUCAUGCUGUUAUUUGUUUAUACUACUACCCGCAAAAGGUUUGUAAUUUUCACAUGUAGGUAUUUCAAAUUAAGCAGAAAUGCCACUGCUCUAAGCCAAUCAAAUUGCAGAAAUUUCUCCUGUGGUAGUAUAAAUAUUGGAAAACUUUCACAAUAAUUUGAAACAAAAAAGACGUUGGUUUUGAUACUAAAUGACAUUUUUUGAUAGCCUGUUCCAGGCGUUUUUUUUUUUGUUCGUGAAUUUCUCUCCCGCGCCCUACUAUCUGAACUCCUGGAACAGGCCAUGUUUCGACAGCUAAACUGUCAUCUUCAGUUUGAAAUUGUGAAAUACAAAGUAUGUUGAAUUGCAACGGCGAAAAAAAAACUAUAACAACAUAAUAAAGGGACGUGAUAAUGUUUGACCAUAAAGAUAGUUUUAAAUGUACUUGGUGUUAUUGUUAAUAAUUGUUAUAUAGUUUUUUUCUCUUCCGCAAUUCAAACUGAAGAGGACAGUAUCAGAAAUGUUGUUUUUCGUAAAAUUAUAACUCGUCUGCUGCUAUCCAGACCCUUUGAUAAAGCUUUCUACUCCAUUUACUAGCAGACAGUAUCCUUUGAUGUUAUGUUUCCUCAGAGGAACCUCUGCAAUGUCAAAACUUUCCUCUUAUGGAAGCCACAGAGCACCCAAGACAACCACGGGGUACCAAGCAAGUGUGGUGAAUGACAAACUGUUUUUUGUUCUUUUUUCAGGAUAAUUACCAAAGACGAGGUAACCGUGGAGGUCCACCCAGAGGUGGCCGUGGGGGUGACAGGGGAGGACAGCGUGGGCGUGGACCCCCUCAGCAGUAGCUUCUCGUUUACAACUAAAUUAAAAAGCAUAACUUCAGUGAGUUAGGAAGAUUUUGAUGGAGCUUUUGGCAUAAAGUUACAAGAACUGACCUAGUUACAAGCUUGAGGGCUUUUGUUGUAAGCCGUCUGCAUGCAGCAAGUGUGAAACUAUUUUACCUCCUGUUAAUAGUUCAGCAAGUGUUCAAGCAAGAUCUGGCACUUCAUUUCUCCUUCCAGUGCACAGAACUUCAAUUACUUCAGAGAUCAACGUAUUAUUUUGUUGACCUUCGGACAAAGAUGCAUUGCCAAGUGUAUUGUGGAUGUUAUGUCGAGUGAUGAGAUGUUGUUUGAAGUUCGCAUGGGUGAAAAUGACUUCUGCAGUCCACAGUCCACGACCUGCCUCACAAGGGCAUGGGAUAAAUUAAUUAUAUUAAAGAGAUCCAGGCAUCAGCAACUUGCUACUGCAGGGAUGGACAUUUGUACGCCAUUGGUCUCUCUUGCAGCUGUUUUUUUGUUCUUCUUCUUCCUCUUCUUCUUUUUCUUUCCCUGGAACCCACAGUCUCAGCAGCAGCUGCAAGGGAGACAGACAUUUCAGUGAUAAUUGAUAUUUAUAUAUCACAAAACAGAGACAUUGACGCAUGCGUUGUAAUGUACUAGUCUGUCAUAAAAUAGAGCAGUUUCUUAACUGGCCAGCGUGAGAUUUUCUGUCAACGACUAAUUUAUUUUGUCAUACGGAAUCAGUUGGAAAAUACUUUCUUGUGGUGCCGUUGGUUGUGGUAGUAUUUGAUCUUGGUCAAAGGAGUGUUUGCUGGCUGCUUGUUUGACUGACUCGCUUUAAAUGAUGGGCUAUUACAUUAGUAUAGCAAUUUGAUUCCAAAGUUGAAAACUAUUAAUUGUUUGUGGAGUCCAUUGUGUCCGGGUUGUGUUAAGUUGAAAGCAGAGGCCACGCAAAAGAGAUUUUCUAAGAAUGAAAGUAUUGUAAUGUAAAAAGAAUAAAGCAGUUUGGUUAAUUAUUAUCGUCGAGUUUUUAAGUGGAUUUAAAUGAGCAUAACGUCUGUCGAGC
Messenger RNA from Porites evermanni, 12573 nucleotides. NCBI's taxonomy places the organism in Eukaryota, Metazoa, Cnidaria, Anthozoa, Scleractinia, Poritidae. The record is from the annotation of a GenBank genome assembly.